AUGGCUAUCGGGUUUUUACCAGUAAAUAUUGUUAGGAACAACUUUCUAUUGCUUUUGGAAUCUCAGGAGACAAGAGGUCUUGUCAGGAUGUAUCCCAGGCUGCAUGAUUGGCUUACGUACGUGGACCACAACUACAUCCGUGGUCCACCCCAGAUGCUCCCUGCAGCUAGGCAGUCAUUGUUGAUGUGGAAUGUGUGGGACCGUGACAUGUCAGAAAGGACAAACAAUGUGGUGGAAUGUAAAUGGCCCCCUACAAGAACCAGCCACACUGCCAGACACCCUUCCACAACCCAAGCCCAUCAAACCAAGAACAUCCAUCAAGAAAAAAAGCAGACUAUUCAGAACUCAAAGGAGAACACUGGGGAAAAUGAAAUGACACGGGCAAUAGAGAGUGAUUUAAAAUGCAUAGAACUCUCAGAGUCUGAUUUCGAUGACCAGGAAAAAAUUGACCAGAUUGUCCCGAUUGUGCCAAAUGACACUGAGUGUGAGAUCAAGGACGUCAAACUUGGUGAGAUACAAGAGCCUGAACAGCCCAAUCAACAAUCACGGUUUUAUAAUCCUAGCGAAUCUGAAAUAUCAAAACUUGAAGACAGUCGACAUGAAACUACAACAAAAACGCAAACCAAAUGGGCCAUAAAAAUUGUAACAGAAUGGUGUACAGAACAGUUGAAGAUGACUUUAGAUGAUAUGAUUUCCUCAGAAUCAUUUCCUGAACACCUCAGAGAGUUCUACGCUUCAGUUCGACAGAAAAAUGGUGACAAUUAUUCAAAGAGUGCCUUGAAUAGCAGAAUGUUAGUACAAAUGCACUCACCUUCGGCCACACCACAGCUAGAAACUUACACCCGUAACCCCUUGUAUGAAAUCCAUCAACAACCUCCAAAACCUAAGGCCACACCACAGCUAGAAAUGUAUACCCCCUUUGAAAUUCAUCAACAACCUCCAAAACCUAAGAUGCGGAGCAACGAGGAUCAUUCAAAUCGCAGUGGCCGGGCACAACAUAAUGGUUCUUGGGCAAGCAGGAUCAGGAAAAGUGAAGUUGCAAACCAGUUGAAAUCCCAUUCAGGAGGAUCCACAAGAAGUUCAACAUUGUGGCAAUCAAGGGUCAGCUCAAGAACAGAGAGCCUUAUUGUGGAUGAGAUCUCUAUGAUCUCCUCGUAUACCUGGGAAUGGCUUGCAAAAUAUGCAAAGGAAGUGAUAAACCUUACCGGGGAGUACAACUGA
Owenia fusiformis is the source of this 1221-nucleotide messenger RNA. NCBI's taxonomy places the organism in Eukaryota, Metazoa, Annelida, Polychaeta, Sabellida, Oweniidae. The record is from the annotation of a GenBank genome assembly.